AUGGCUGAGGGUGAGGGUCUGGUAUAUAUGAGAAGCACUGUUCUGCAACUCUGGCUGGCAGGGUUAUUCUGUCUUUCUGGUUGGCCUAGAAUUGGGCAGGCUCAACAUCACAGCCCCCCAGAAGUGCUGAUACCCAUGAAGAUAAAUGACAAUGGUGGAGGCAUUAGGUCCAAAGAGUGGAUCUCCUACAGCCUACCCUUUGGGAAUAAGAGACAUAUUGUCCACCUGAAAGCUAAGAGAAAUUUGGUGUCCCCACAUUUCUCUCUGUUCACCUACACAGAACAGGGAGUGCUCCUUGAAGAUCAACCGUUUGUCCAGAAUGACUGCUACUACCAGGGCUAUGUGGAAGGGGACCCAGAAUCCCUGGUAGUUCUUAGCACCUGUCUUGGUGGCUUGCGAGGAACACUACAAAUAAAUAAUAUUCUUUAUGAAAUCAAGCCCAAGAACCUUUCGGCCACCUUUGAACAUCUGGUUUAUAAGAUGGACAGUGAGGAGACACAUUUCCCCCCCAUGAGAUGUGCCAUAACAGAAGAAGAAAUUGCACAACAAUUGAAAUUUCAAGAGACUGAUGAUUUUAUACCCAGGCAAAGUGGCUAUGAAGGCUGGUGGACCCACAGAUGGUUUCUUGAACUUGCAUUUGUUGUAGACAAUAAGCGCUUCCUUGAUCGCAAAAGCAAUGUAUCCAGGGUGAUACAGGAAGUAUUUGUCAUUGUCAGUGAAGCAGACUCCAUUUUUUUUGCACUAGAUAUUGAAGCAUCUUUAGUUGGACUUGAGAUCUGGACUGAAAAAAAUCAUGUACAAGGAACUAACUUAGACAAGCUCCUGCUAGACUUUUGCAUAUGGAAGAGAUAUAACUUUAAUCCUCGUGUGAGAUCUGAUAUUGGACAUCUUUUAAUGCAACAAAAUUUCGGUAGAGAUCUUGGCAAGGCAUCUCUUCAAACUGUAUGUAAUUCAAUUUUUAAUUGUGGAGUUAAUCGUAUACUAGGGGAAAAUUUGUAUCAUAUUGGACACAUUGUGGCACAUGAGAUUGGUCAUAAUUUGGGCAUGUUUCAUGAUAGAGCUCACUGUAGCUGUGGAGUGAAAGUAUGCAUCAUGGCUCCAGCAGACAAUUAUUCCAGAAAAUUCAGCAACUGCAGUUAUGCUAAAUUUAUGGAGACUAUUGGACGGACAGAUUGUAUGCGUUUGCCGCCUCAUCCAUUACACAUCUAUAAACAUGAGUUCUGUGGGAAUCGUGAGAUUGAUGUUGGAGAAGAAUGUGACUGUGGAUCCAUAAAAUUGUGUAACCAAGACCCAUGUUGUCUAGCAAACUGCACUCUACAAUCUGAGGCCGAAUGUGCUUCCGGGCUCUGUUGUGAAGAUUGUCACCUCCAGCCUUCAGGCACAGUGUGCAGAGAAAAGAAAAAUGUAUGUGAUCUUCCUGAAUGGUGUAAUGGGAUUUCGCAGCAUUGUCCAGAAGAUGUGUAUUUGUCAGAUGGGUCACCAUGUCCUGGUAGUGGCUAUUGUUAUGAAAACAGAUGUAAUAACCGAGAUGAACAGUGCCAGAAGAUUUUUGGGAGUAAAGCCAGGAAUGCAAAUCAGCUUUGCUACAGGGAAAUGAACACCCGAGGUGACCGUUUUGGAAACUGCGGUUUCACUAGCAAUGAAUAUAGGAAGUGUGACAUCUCAGAUAUCUACUGUGGCAGAAUUCAGUGUGAGAAUGUGGCAGAAGUCCCGAUGUUGGCAAGCCAUUCUACUGUACAUUGGACACACUUUAAUGAGGUCACCUGCUGGGGUACUGACUACCAUUGGGGGAUUGAGAUGCCUGAUAUUGGUGAUAUAAAAGAUGGCUCAGAAUGUGGUAUAAAACAUCUAUGCCUACACAGGAAGUGUGUCCCCAUGCCAGUGUGGGCACAUGAUUGUUCUCCAAGAACCUGCAAUAUGCGUGGUGUCUGCAACAAUAAACAGCACUGCCAUUGCAAUAAGGGGUGGAAGCCACCAAAUUGCUGGAACGAGGGCUUUGGGGGUAGUGUUGACAGUGGCCCACCUCCUUGGAAGGAUCAACCAACAAUUGAGUUUUAUUAUUCAUUCUGUGAGUGUGGUGUACCCAUCAGUCAAGUAUGGGCAUAUGAUCAAGUAUCCUCGCAAUUGGAUAAAUCGCAUUUGAUCAAGUUUGCACUUCUAAAGGAUUGA
Molecule: messenger RNA, 2169 nt
Organism: Dipodomys spectabilis (banner-tailed kangaroo rat)
Lineage: Eukaryota; Metazoa; Chordata; Mammalia; Rodentia; Heteromyidae
Product: disintegrin and metalloproteinase domain-containing protein 25-like
Exons: 3
Coding region: 1-2169 (722 amino acids)
Biological process (GO): proteolysis; male gonad development
Cellular component (GO): sperm head plasma membrane; plasma membrane; external side of plasma membrane
Molecular function (GO): metalloendopeptidase activity
Source: RefSeq, a predicted model, not a curated record